AUGCACGUGCACCUCGGUGGCCACGGUUGUGCUCGCUCAGGUGGUACUGGAUGCCAACCGCCUACCCUGGCUAUUAUUUCUCUGACGCCCCGUGCCUUCACUUUCCCUAUUGAUAAAAGCGAAGCCUAUCUCCGGCAGCUCGCGCUCACCCCUUCACAACCCACUCUCGUUCGCACUCUUUCCCCCCUUCCCCCCUCAUCGUCCACUUCACAAGGAUCGACUUUGGUCUUCUCCUCGACAUCAUCAUUCACCACCUUAUCUUCUGGCCCCAGUUCCCCAUCAUCGCACAAACGCCGCAAGUCGUCGAUAUGCAGCGACAUCGAGCGUAGACCAAGAAAGGGCGACAAGGACUAUAUCAAGCGCCCUGAAAAUACUUUCAUCCUCUUCCGCAGGAAGUGCUGUGAAGAGCGACAACAAGCUCAAGAAGAGGCAGUAUCAGCAGCAUACGCUGAUGUCCCAACUAAGAAGCGGCGACAAGUAGAUCUGUCAAAAACAAUCAGCCAGCAGUGGAAAGCGCUUUCUGCAGAGGAGCGUCUCUACUGGGAGGAGCAGGCGAAGGAAAAGAAGGAGCACGAGCAGAUGUACCCAAAUUACGUAUAUCGCCCCCAGCGGUCGAAGGAUAAGAAGGGGAAGAAGAGCAAGCGAGGCGAGUUUGAACACGAGACGGAUUGUGAGAGCAGCAUCUCGUUUGUGCUUCCAUUGUCACCCCCGACGGUGAUGAAGCAUGGCCGUUCUGCGUCCGCUCCUACUCCCCCACCUGCUCGGCAGACAAUCCAAGUCCCGACGGUCUACAUGCCUUCGUGUCCGACAUCGCCGUCACUGUUGCCAAUGAUCAGCCGCCGCGCGUCGCAUCCAGACCAUGGAAUGAACUCAUCAGCGUCGCAGUUUGAUUUCUUGCCCCAACAGCAAUUUUCGCACCCUAACGCCUAUAUGUCGGGCGUUGAUUUCGAGUUCGGGCUGACAACCGCUCCCAAGGCCAAUGGAUUCUACCAUGGGAUGUUCGAGAACCCCUCUGCGCCUCAUCCUCUGUCGAUUUCCACCGACAUGUCCAUGCUGCAAGCCAGUCAACAAAUGGUUUCUCCAGUAUCGUCAAUAGCGUCCGCUUCAUCCGGCCCGCAUUCCGGCCCAUAUACGCCCAUAAACUGCAUGCCUUCCGCAUUCUCGUACCAUGAGGAUCUAGCGUCCUGCAUGAAUGAUGGAGAACUAGACUCGCCCAUGUCUGGAUCCCCUCUGGAUAACGUGCACUUCGGGUAUCCCGAGUAUUCUUGGGAAGGACAGGGCGCAUGGGAAAGUCACAGUGACCUUCUUGCUGGAGACGAGUUUGACUUGAGUGCUAUCCCUCCAAUUCAGCUCGGUAUGCCAGGAUGCGGAGGAGAGUUGGCGUCCAUGAGCCAGCACCCGUCGACAUUCAACAUUGACUUUUUGCCUGGCUCCUUCGACGGAUCGUCGAUGGAGGUGCACCAAUAUUCACUCGAGGCGCAAGGGCACGAUACGUUUGAGCAGUUGUUCAACUUUGAAAAUAUGCUUGUGGCACCUGCCGGAUUCUGA
This is a messenger RNA of Suillus fuscotomentosus, 1548 nucleotides long. RefSeq lists its product as uncharacterized. Gene Ontology annotation, biological process: regulation of DNA-templated transcription; cell differentiation; anatomical structure morphogenesis. The record is from RefSeq and is a predicted model, not a curated record. The transcript has 4 exons. The coding region runs from base 1 to 1548 and encodes 515 amino acids. NCBI's taxonomy places the organism in Eukaryota, Fungi, Basidiomycota, Agaricomycetes, Boletales, Suillaceae. Gene Ontology annotation, molecular function: RNA polymerase II cis-regulatory region sequence-specific DNA binding; DNA-binding transcription factor activity, RNA polymerase II-specific.